Molecule: messenger RNA, 300 nt
Organism: Plenodomus lingam JN3
Lineage: Eukaryota; Fungi; Ascomycota; Dothideomycetes; Pleosporales; Leptosphaeriaceae
Source: RefSeq, a predicted model, not a curated record
AUGAACACCUUCAUCGGCACCGUGGCCAUUGUUGUCAUGCAUCUUCCCAAUGGAGAUAUAAGAGGGAAGAGCCUGAUGUCAAUGAGUCACUUUGUCGGCUACGCUUUUUUUGGGCUCGUUGUCAAUUUAUAUCCAACCAAGAGGUGGAGGUAUAAAGUAUUCAUGGCUUGCCGUGCAGCUGCGGCGAUUUCCUCAUGCACAAUCAGCAUCGUUUUUCUGUACGAUGAUAGCACAAACUUUCUUUUGACAAGCGCUUCUCAGACUUCAACCACUUCUGUGACAAAUUUGGUGGCACUCUAG